Molecule: messenger RNA, 1511 nt
Organism: Paraphaeosphaeria sporulosa
Lineage: Eukaryota; Fungi; Ascomycota; Dothideomycetes; Pleosporales; Didymosphaeriaceae
Product: Brix-domain-containing protein
Exons: 2
Coding region: 106-1431 (441 amino acids)
Biological process (GO): rRNA processing; ribosomal large subunit assembly
Cellular component (GO): preribosome, large subunit precursor
Molecular function (GO): rRNA binding
Source: RefSeq, a predicted model, not a curated record
AAACAAUCAACUCGACCGACCAAAGGCGAGACGUUACUAAAUACAUCGAUUGUAUAAACCCUAGCUCUACUACCUCGCCGCUCGAAUCGAGCAGACAUUCUCAACAUGGCGCGAGGAAAUAGCGGUCGCCGGAAGCAGUCCGUCGCGGACAAGCAAGCGGUCGCAAAGCCAAAGGAGGGAAACCCCAAGAGCAUGGUAAUUCGGAUAGGCGCCGGCGAGGUUGGAUCUAGCGUCACGCAGUUGGUACAAGACGUACGGCAGGUCAUGCAGCCAGACACUGCAGUGAGACUCAAGGAGCGAAGAGCGAACAAACUGCGCGACUUCACCACCAUGGCCGGUCCCCUCGGCGUAACCCACCUCCUCCUCUUCUCGCGCUCCGAGGCCGGAAACACAAACCUGCGCCUCGCAAAGACACCCCGCGGUCCAACCCUGCACUUCCGCGUCGAGAAAUACUCCUUGGCAAAAGACAUUAUGAAGAGUGUGAAGCACUACCGCGCUGACCCACAGGCUUACAACGUUGCGCCCCUCCUCGUAAUGAACAAUUUCCUCACUUCAGAGGCCGAGCGCGAAAAGUUGGGAGACUCAGCACCACCAAAGCAUCUCGAGAAGCUUGUCACAGAUAUGUUCCAGGGCUUGUUUCCGCCCAUCCAACCGCACACCACGCCGCUCCACACAAUCAAGCGAGUCCUGCUCUUGAACCGCGAGCCGCCGAAGGAGGACGAUAAUGGCACCAUCACAAUCACCGUUAGGCACUAUGCGAUCACAACAAAGAUUACCGGUGUGCCGAAAGCGAUACGGAGAUUACACGCCGCGGAAAAGCUCAUCAAGAGUCGGGAGAAGAAAGGCCGCGGGUUACCCAACCUAGGGAAGCUUGAGGAUGUCGCGGAUUAUAUGCUGGACCCAUCGGCCGCGGGAUAUACGUCCGCAAGCGACACCGAAGCAGAUACGGACGCCGAGGUCGAAGUCACAGCGCCGGUGCGGACGAAGGUCAUGUCGAAGAAGGAGCGCGAACGUGCGAAGUCGGGCGACGGAACUUCCAAGGCGAAAACCAAUGGACCAAGGGUUGAGAAGCGCGCAGUCAAACUCGUUGAGAUUGGGCCGCGCAUGAAGCUAAGGCUGACGAAAGUGGAGGAGGAUGUGGCCGGCGGAAGAGUCAUGUGGCACGAAUUUGUCACGAAGACCAAGGAGGAGAUGAAGCAGCUGGACGCUACAUGGGAGAAGCGCAAUCAGGAGAAGGCAGAGCGGAGGAGAAUUCAAAAGGAGAACAUUGAGAAGAAGCGGAAGGAGAGGGGCCAGAAGGGCGAAGGUGAAGAAGAUGAGGAUGAGGACGAGGAGAUGGAAGACAUUGAUGAAUACGAUAUGGACGACGAUGUGUGGCAUGACGAGGAUGGUGAGGGCGGCGAGGAAGACGAAGAAGAACAAGAAGAAUAGGUGGGAGGCAUCGACGAGUGUAGUAAUGAUACCCAUUUCCCAUGUGGCUAUUCUAACCCACGCUUUAUGAUGCCGUGGCG